Quercus robur (English oak) is the source of this 1113-nucleotide messenger RNA. RefSeq names its product nuclear transcription factor Y subunit B-3. Bases 313 to 903 code for a protein of 196 amino acids. The transcript has a single exon. The record is from RefSeq and is a predicted model, not a curated record. Gene Ontology annotation, molecular function: protein heterodimerization activity; DNA-binding transcription activator activity, RNA polymerase II-specific; RNA polymerase II cis-regulatory region sequence-specific DNA binding. Gene Ontology annotation, biological process: regulation of transcription by RNA polymerase II. Gene Ontology annotation, cellular component: CCAAT-binding factor complex; nucleus. Lineage: Eukaryota; Viridiplantae; Streptophyta; Magnoliopsida; Fagales; Fagaceae.
CAAAGUCACAAAUCCACUACAGCCCACCCUUAAAAAAAUCCACCUAUAUUCAACAUUCCCAGUUCAGCUUUCUCACUAAAACCCUAAACUAAACUAUAAUCUAAACACUCAGUCACACAUAUAUAUUCUAUUCAUGCAGUACAGUUUCUCUCUUUCUUUCUCUUUCUCUUUUGCUUUUUGGUGACAUUUAGACCCAAACUUUUUAGUUUUGUGUAUAUAUAGAAUCAACCUCAAGAAGUUUGUAUUUGUUUGAUAUAUAUAUUCUGGGCUAACCACUACUAGCUAGUUGGGUGUGUGUGAAAGAGUUCAUAUAUGGCUGACUCAGACAAUGAUUCUGGAGGGCAAAACAACACAAACUUGUCACCGAGAGAGCAAGACAGGUUUUUGCCAAUAGCAAACGUGAGUAGGAUCAUGAAGAAAGCCUUACCAGCCAACGCAAAGAUCUCAAAGGAAGCUAAAGAGACUGUACAAGAGUGUGUGUCUGAGUUCAUUAGCUUCAUCACUGGGGAGGCUUCUGAUAAGUGUCAGAGAGAGAAGAGGAAGACAAUCAACGGUGAUGAUCUCUUGUGGGCCAUGACUACACUUGGGUUUGAAGAGUAUGUUGAGCCUUUGAAGAUUUAUCUGCAGAAGUUUAGAGAAAUGGAAGGAGAGAGAAGUACAGCUGCCAUGGGAGGAAGACCUGGAGAUAGUAGAGAUGGUAUUGGAGAUGGUAGUACUACUGUUGUUGGGAAUAGUGGGAAUUCUGGGGGUGGGAUAUUGUAUGGUGGGGUACAGUCAACUAUGAUGAUGAUGGGCCAUAAUCAUCAUCAGCAGCAGCAUAACUAUCAUCAGAACAAUUAUCAUCAGGGCCAUAUGUAUGGAUCUGGUAGUGCUAGUGGAGCCUCUUCUGGAAGGCCAAGGUAGGUUUUUGUUAAUGGCCUCUUGGAUGAAGAGGGGAAAGAGAGGAAGUAGAGGGGAGUAGAAUAGAAUUGGUUAAAAAUAAGUUAAUUUUGUGUUAAAUCUACUCCUCCUUCCUCUCCUUAAACCAAACAAACCAUAAGUGUUUGAAGAAUAUGAUUUUGUUGUUUUUUUGGUUUGUAUAAUGGAAUGGUGUUGUUGAUUCUAUUUGCUUUA